Messenger RNA from Candidozyma haemuli, 1821 nucleotides. It is a transcript of the gene TOM70, whose product is annotated as protein channel. Gene Ontology annotation, molecular function: protein binding. NCBI's taxonomy places the organism in Eukaryota, Fungi, Ascomycota, Pichiomycetes, Serinales, Metschnikowiaceae. The transcript has a single exon. The record is from RefSeq and is a predicted model, not a curated record. The coding region runs from base 1 to 1821 and encodes 606 amino acids. Gene Ontology annotation, cellular component: mitochondrial outer membrane.
AUGGCUGAAUCAAGCUUUUUCGCUAGAAACAAGGCCGCCAUUGCCCUCACGGUGCUUGCCAGUGCCGGUGCCGUGGGUGCUUAUCUCUACUAUGCCCAGCAGCAGGUAGAGGGUGGCAUUGAAAAGGAUGCUAGUGGACAGAAGAAGAGCAAGAAAAACAAGAAGAAGAAGUCCAAGGGCGCCAAGGACGCUGCUGCUUCUCCAGAGGCUGCUGCUAAGCCAGCUGACUUGGACUUGACCGAUGCUCCAUUCCCAGUGAACGAGGCUGGCGAGCCAGCUUUUGGCGACGAGGACGUGGAGAAGUUGUCCGAGGAACAGAAGGAGGAGUGGGCACUUGCUUUGAAGAACGCAGGUAACUCCAAGUAUAAGAACAGUGAGUUUGAGGCUGCCAUUGCGUUCUACUCGGCCGCUUUGAAGGUCAAGCUCGACCCUGUGUUCUACUCGAACAGAUCUGCUUGUUACUCGUCUUUGGGCAACCACGAGGCGGUGAUCAACGAUGCUACUGAGGCCAUCAAGCUUAAGCCUGACUACACGAAAUGUAUCUUGCGUCGUGCCACUUCCUACGAGGAAUUGGGUAACUACCCGGAUGCCAUGUUUGACUUGACUGCGUUGACCGUUUACGGUGCUUUCAACUCUAAGUCUGUUGAACAGCGUUUGGAGAAGGUGUUGCAGAAACAGUCUAUCAAGGUUGUCACUGCCCAGAUGGAGAACCACUCUCCUUCCUUGCCUUCUGCUGGCACUUUGGCUUCUUUCUUUGGCGCUUUUGUCCAUGAAACUAACCCAGAGGGUAUUUCUGAAGAGUCUACUGGCGCUGACAAGUUCUUGUGGGAACUUAUUGACGCUAUCUUCUCUAAGCGUGCUGAUAAAUACGAUGAGCUCGACAAUUACGUUGCCAAGGUCGUUGCUGGCUACGAAGACGAAAACGUUACCGCUGACUCUGCCAGUGCCACCAAGGCCACUAUUGCUUACGAAUAUGCCACCAUUGUCUCUUUCUUGAAGGGCGACAAGGACCACGUCAAGGAGUACAUCAAGAAGGCCUUUGACUUGAAGCCUCGUGCUCGUACUUACGUUGUUAGAGCCCUUAUAACCUCCGACGAGGGUUCUAUUGCCGACCUGGCUGCCGACUUCGAGAAGGCUCUGCAGCUCGAUCCUAAGAACGCUGACUCCCCAUACCAAUACGGCCAGCUUCACUACCUUUUGGGUAAAUACGAUGAAGCCGAGCUGUACUUCAUCAAGGCUAAGGAAUUGAACCCAGACAACCUUUUCGCCUACAUCCAGCAAGCUUGUGUUGUCUACAAGAAGGGCCAGUAUGAGGACGCUAUCAAGUUGUUCGACGAGGCCAAGCUCAGAUUCCCAACUUCUCCAGAAGUCUUGAACUACUACGGUGAGAUCCUCGCCGACAGAAACGAAACCCAGGCUGCCAUCAAACAAUACGACAUUGCCAUCCGUUUACAGAGAGACUUGGCUGGUGUCGGUAUUGGCGCCACCCCAUUGAUCAACAAGGCCAUGUUGUUGCAGAGAGACGGUUUGGAUGACAAGGGAGAAGCCGCUGCCUUGUUCGAGAAGGCCGUUGAGGUUGACCCAAAGAGCGAGGCCGCCCUCAUUGGCUACGCCCAGGUGAAGUUGAGUCGUGAUAAGGCCGAGGAGGCUAUUCCUAUGUUUGAAGAGGCAUCUCGCUUGUCUCGUACCUUUGAAGAGAAGGUGCUGGCCACGUCCUUUGCCGAAGCUACGAAGAUGCAGUUGAGGAUCAAGGCCGAUCCUACCUUGACCAAGAAGAUGGAGGAGAUUCUCCUGUUGCAUUCUGCCCAGGCUCUCCGUUAA